AUGCUGAAAAGGUCAAGAACAGGCUCCUGGAUGCCCGCCUGGGUUCCAGAGUCAACAACUAUCGUCGCGGUUCUGCUUCUCCUCUGCUCCAUGUCCCAGACUACCACUAAUGGUUGCGACGGCACCAUGCUCAACGGCUUCAACAUUCUGCCGUCGUAUAACAACUACUUCAAACUGACUAAUGCCACGAAGGGUCUCAACACCGCUUCUAUAUUUAUCGGUGGCUUUUUUGGCCUUUUCUGGUCCGGGAUGAUAGCUGACCGCCUUGGCAGGCGCCUUGCUAUUUUCUGGGGCUCAUUGGUUACCAUUGUCGGCAUCAUUCUGCAGACCGCCGCGCAGCACAUCGCCAUGUUUGUCAUCGCGAGGGUUGUUCUCGGCUGGGGAUUUGCCAUUAGCGGUGUCGCUAGUGCGGUCUAUCUCUCCGAGACUUUCCCAACCCGCUGGAGAGCCUGGGGCGUUGGGUUGCUGAAUAACACUUAUUACAUAGGCGCCUUCUUUGCUGCCCUGGUAACGCUUGGAAGCAGCCAUUUGGAGUCGACAUGGGCGUGGCGCACGCCAUCUUUGUUCCAGGCGAGCUUUUCCGUUUUUAGCAUCAUGCUCCUACCGUUUCUUCCUGAGUCUCCUAGGUGGCUUAUUGCGCAAGGUCUGUACGAAGAGGCGCGUAUAGCUGUUGCGCAAACAAAUUCCAACGGAAAUAUUACGGACCCGGUGUCCACAGCAGUAUACAAGCAAAUCGUCGAUACAAUUGAAUGGGAAAAGAAGCAAGGCCGGACCAUGAGUAUCAAGGAAAUAUUCAAAACACCAACAUCUCGCAAGCGCGCUCUUAUUGGGGGCUCUGUGGGCCCUUUCUCGUGCAUUGCAGGCAAUAUCAUUGCGUCCUACUAUCUGGGAGCCGAACUUGAAACUGCAGGCAUUACCGACUCCAAUUCCCAGCUGAAGGCGGUAAGUAUUUCCCCGCUAGCAAACGUCGUAUUGAACGUGUGGUGCUUCUUUUGCUCUCUCAUCGGUACUCAGCUCUCAGCAUCAUGGGGUCGAAAGCCUACAGCCUUACUGUCUCAGGGACUUCUCAUAAUCUGUCUGUUUAUUAUCGGCGGCUUGGCUAAAUUGAACGCGGACAACCCUUCUGGUGCGUCUCAGAGCCUAAUAUAUGGUAAUGUUGCGGUUAUGUUCUUGUUUCAAGGAUUCUAUUCCAUUGCAUGGACACCGCUGCUCUAUCUUUACCCCCCGGAAGUUAUGAACUAUGCAAUUAGAGCGAACGGCCUUGCAUUGUCAACUCUUGGAUUGAAUGGUCUUGCGGUAUUUCUAGUGUUUCUCAUGCCAAUCGGUAUCGGGAACAUUGGGUGGAAGAUGUACAUGAUCAACGGCGGAUGGGACAUUAUCACGUUUAUCAUCAUUGCUGUAUUCUGGGUCGAGACCAAGGGCAAGAGCUUGGAGGAAAUUGACGCUCUCUUCGGGGAGAAACACUCUACUAUCAAUAAUGUAGAGGAAGUGCGCAAGGGCAUAGAAAAGGUGGAUGUCGGCCAAGUCGAUCAACAAUUACAAGAGGAGAUCGAAACUAAGAACGUAUAACAGGAUAUAUAGAGUAAAAGUUAUUAGUCAUGGAGUUUUAUACUUCGAAGUUGUUCUCGUAGACAGGAAGAUAUUAGAG
Talaromyces proteolyticus is the source of this 1648-nucleotide messenger RNA. Its product is annotated as general substrate transporter. Lineage: Eukaryota; Fungi; Ascomycota; Eurotiomycetes; Eurotiales; Trichocomaceae. Gene Ontology annotation, cellular component: membrane. The record is from RefSeq and is a predicted model, not a curated record. Gene Ontology annotation, molecular function: carbohydrate:proton symporter activity. Gene Ontology annotation, biological process: carbohydrate transport; transmembrane transport. The coding region runs from base 1 to 1569 and encodes 522 amino acids. The transcript has 4 exons.